Drosophila melanogaster (fruit fly) is the source of this 727-nucleotide messenger RNA. RefSeq lists its product as uncharacterized. Bases 129 to 572 code for a protein of 147 amino acids. The transcript has 2 exons. Lineage: Eukaryota; Metazoa; Arthropoda; Insecta; Diptera; Drosophilidae. The record is from RefSeq and is marked reviewed.
AUGAAAACUCAGGACCCAUUGAAUUCUAUUGUCUUACUUAAAACACUGGGAGCCCUCAUUUACAAACAAUCCUUUCUACGAAUCACACGUUCUAACGAUAAGUCGUAGAUGAUAAAUAUCACAAAACAAUGAGCCAAGAAAAUUUUCCGCUUCCAAGUGUAGAAACACAAGCCGCAACUGAUGAAGGAGGUCCUCCAUUACCGCAAUCACCUGAAAACGUUGAGGAAAAUGUGAAAGAAACCAAAGAGGUUCAAGAGUCCCAGCGCUGCAGUAGUUCGAGGAUUUUAAAUCGGGAACAUAAAUAUAAGCAGCCAGAAUGCAAAGCAUCGAGAUCAGUGAAAAAAAGGAAAAGGGCAAGGAUCCAUAAACGGAAAAGCACUCUUUACGGAGAUCGCGCUGUGAACUGUACCAAGUGCGGAACUGUCACGAUCUAUUUUCCGGCCCGCACCAAGUUUUUCUCAUGUGCCGAGAUAGAUGGUCGAUUGUUCAAGGUGAAACGGAUCUCGUCCAGAAAAGUACUUGGUGGUGCUUACCGCAAGCAACCUAUGAAGCGUUCGAAAUUACCGUGUUAAAAAUUGUUGUCUACGUUUAGGAAACAAACGUACAAAAUUUACUUGAAAUGAAGUCUUAAGAUUUUUACUUGAACGUAAUUUUCUAACUAAUUGUAUAACUUUUUAUCUAAAUUAUUCGUACUAGACUUGUUAAAUAAAAUGCCUGACUACUGAAU